Chanos chanos (milkfish) is the source of this 930-nucleotide messenger RNA. RefSeq names its product V-set and immunoglobulin domain-containing protein 1-like. The record is from RefSeq and is a predicted model, not a curated record. The coding region runs from base 1 to 930 and encodes 309 amino acids. The transcript has 7 exons. Gene Ontology annotation, biological process: epithelial cell morphogenesis; maintenance of gastrointestinal epithelium. Lineage: Eukaryota; Metazoa; Chordata; Actinopteri; Gonorynchiformes; Chanidae. Gene Ontology annotation, cellular component: plasma membrane.
AUGGCCUUCCAUGUCAGACUGCUCCUGGUUUUCAGCCUUCUAGGCUGUGUUGAGCUGAUCACAGUUAACGUGCCUCAGAGAAUCGUGAACGUCACUGUGGGUGGGUCGGUUAAUCUCCUCUGUACGUUUUCCACCAGCCAACCCACGACCAACCUUAACGUGCAGUGGACUCUCUACAAACAUUCCAACAUGCUAUCAGAACAGGUGUUUUACUACCAGUCUGGCAUUGAGGUGGUGGGGGGGCAGUUUUCGGGAAGGGUGAAAGUCCUGUCCUCCCCCAGCGACCUGAAGAACGCCUCCAUCUCCAUCAGUGACAUGCAGCCGUCAGACGCAGGGACCUACACCUGCGAAGUCCACAACGUCCCAGACAUCGAGGGAAACAACCAGGGCAACGUCAUCGUCAACGUGUUUGAAAAGCCGUCCGUGCCUUUCUGCGGAGUGCACGGUAACCUGGAGGCGGGAAACCUGGUCACUCUCAGCUGUCACUCUGAAAAAGGAAGUCCAGUUCCCACCUACACCUGGACCAAGGUCGACCAGGGAAAAAGUCGAAGCGUCAAAGGGACAGCAAAUGUCAAGACGGGGAUCAUGUACAUUAGGAACCUCACUCAGUUUGAGUUCGGAGAGUAUCGAUGCAACGCCUCCAACAUCAUAGGCUAUUCCACCUGUACUAUUGAGCUCAACCAUGAGCUCGAUGACGGGGCGCUGGCGGGCGCGGUGAUUGGCGCGUUGCUCGGGGCGUGUUUCAUCGUGCUGCUGGUCUGGUUCAUCGUCCACAAACUGAAGAAGCAGAGAUACAACGCGGCCAAGGCCAGUGCCGCCACAGAGAUGCAGAGCAGGCCUAAGAGCGGGGGUGAUGUGCAGUAUGGGGGGCUGCCCAAGGGGGAAAGUGCCAACUCACCGCUGUCAGAGCCCAUGGAGGAGGAGGCGUGA